Molecule: messenger RNA, 833 nt
Organism: Salvia splendens (bonfire salvia)
Lineage: Eukaryota; Viridiplantae; Streptophyta; Magnoliopsida; Lamiales; Lamiaceae
Product: calmodulin
Exons: 2
Coding region: 203-604 (133 amino acids)
Cellular component (GO): myosin II complex
Molecular function (GO): calcium ion binding
Source: RefSeq, a predicted model, not a curated record
GUAAAAAAGGUUGUUUUGUUUUGCUACAAAUAGGAGGCCAUCUCGUUUAGCAUUUCAUUUCAAAACCCAAAAAUCAAAACAAGGAAAUAGGAAAAGAAGAAUCCUUGAAAUUAUUUAGCAUUUACAGGCGGAAUAAUGGCGGAUCAGUUGACUGACGAACAGAUCUCUGAGUUUAAGGAGGCCUUUAGCCUUUUCGACAAGGAUGGCGAUGCUUAGGAUUUGCUCGACAGGUUGCAUUACCACAAAGGAGCUUGGAACCGUUAUGAGGUCCCUAGGUCAGAACCCCACCGAGGCUGAGCUCCAAGACAUGAUUAACGAGGUGGAUGCUGAUGGUAAUGGAACCAUUGACUUCCCCGAGUUCUUGAACCUGAUGGCGAGGAAAAUGAAGGACACUGACUCAGAGGAGGAGCUAAAAGAGGCAUUCCGUGUGUUUGACAAGGAUCAGAAUGGCUUCAUCUCUGCUGCUGAGCUGCGCCAUGUGAUGACAAACCUCGGGGAGAAGCUGACUGAUGAGGAAGUUGAUGAGAUGAUCAGGGAAGCUGAUGUUGAUGGCGAUGGACAGAUAAACUACGAAGAAUUUGUCAAGGUGAUGAUGGCCAAAUGAUCAGCUAGUAUGUCUCGGCAAGCUUCUAUAGAUUGAAAAAAGAAAAGAAAAUAAUGCAUGAAGAGUUGGCUUGGCUAGUCUGAUGUUUUUCAUAUCUCCAAUGAGUUUGAAUUUGUCAAGCUGAUGUUGUUGAAUAUUUCAUGAUCUGUUGUUGUCGUGACUAUUCUUUCUGAUGUGUAUUUGUGACUCCUUAUUUGCAGCAAUUCUAGUUUCCCUACUACCCCUGUAA